This is a messenger RNA of Venturia canescens, 7373 nucleotides long. RefSeq names its product FERM domain containing (gene Frmd5). The record is from RefSeq and is a predicted model, not a curated record. The coding region runs from base 709 to 3222 and encodes 837 amino acids. Gene Ontology annotation, cellular component: cytoskeleton. Gene Ontology annotation, molecular function: cytoskeletal protein binding. The transcript is spliced from 12 exons. NCBI's taxonomy places the organism in Eukaryota, Metazoa, Arthropoda, Insecta, Hymenoptera, Ichneumonidae.
CGAAGCAGAGCGGAGUGUCCGAUGAGAGGCCGUACGCGGCAGAGAUAUGUGUCUGACGCAAUUUCCACGCUGAUCAUAUUAUUUUAUUUUUUUAUUUUUCCGUCACAUAUUCUCGGUUCGCGAUGUUCCUGAGGCGGCGAUAAAAGAGUGAUAGAAAAACCGGUGUUCCGGGAUGUUCCAACGUACAUCCCGAAAAAUAAAUAAAUCAAACAAAGUGUGAAUCAACAAAGGAGAAAAAUAGCUAAUGAAAAAGCGAAAGUAUAGUAAAUAAAAAUUGUGAAUCUCUCUCUUUCCCUCCCUCUCUCUUUGUGCGUCUCCAAGAUACGAAAAAUUCGGUGAUGUAUCGUCGUUUAAUAUCGUACGUUUCGUCGUGGUCGUCCCCGUUGUUGCUGAAACAGCAGUUCAUCGUCGUGGUCGGUGUUUUAUUGUCGACGUUGAUAGGACCUCGUCGUCCUCGUACUACUUGUGAAAGUGUUAGAGAACUGAUCGACCUCAGUCCUCGUCACCGCAUGCUCGCCGUUAUAUUCGUAUAAUAAUAAUAAUAACAAUAAUAAUAAUAAUAAUAAUAAUAAAAUAAAUACAAUAACAACAAAACAAAUAAAUAUAUAAAAUAAUACUUUUGUUUAAAAACGUGUUGCCAGUGUGUGGUGCUGUGGGGUAAGGGAUGAGGGCCAGGGGGAUAAUUCGGGCGACGAUCUGAGGUCAGAAAUGUUGAAGUUUGGUAGCAAGAACGACGUAACGGUGGUGCAUCGCGCCACUAUUCGACUUUUAGACGACGCCGAAAUUAUCCACUGUGACUUUCAGCCCCAGCACAAAGGACGCUACAUUCUCGAGUAUGUAUGCAAACAGCUCAACAUUAUGGAAACGGAUUACUUCGGACUUCGAUACGUGGACCAGUGUAGACAGAGACAUUGGCUGGAUCUGGCGAAGACGGCAAUCAAGCAGGUGAAAGACAUGGACCCGAUUCUGUUUAGCUUUCGCGUGAAAUUCUAUCCCCCGGAUCCGUUGCGACUCAAGGAGGAGAUCACGAGGUAUCAAAUUUACCAGCAAUUGAAGAGGGACUUGCUGCACGGACGUCUCUAUUGCAGUCCCGGCGAAGCCGCUCUCUUAGCAGCCUGCAUCGUUCACAGUGAACUCGGUGAAUACGAUCCAGAAAUUCACGAGGGUAAUUACAUUUCGGAGCACAAAUUAUUGCUCAAACAGACGGAGGCGAUCGAGGCGAAAGCGAUGGAGUUGCAUCAAACCCAGCUUAAGGGUUUUACCGCCGAGCAGGCGGAAACGCAUUUUCUCAGGUUGGCCUCUCAGCUCGACACUUACGCGGUCGAUCCCCAUCCCGUUAAGGACCACAAAGGCACUCAACUUUACCUCGGUAUUAAUCACUGCGGGAUCCUGACUUUUCAAGGCUCCCGACAGACGAAUCAUUUCCGCUGGUCGGAGGUGCAGAAAAUCAAUUAUGAAGGCAAAAUGUUUAUAGUUCAUUUGACGAUAAAUGAGGACUUGAGAACGAAGAAAAAACACACCGUCGGUUUUAAGUGUCCAACUGGAUCGAACUGUCGGCACGUAUGGAGAUGCGCCAUCGAGCAGAUGCUGUUCUUCACAUUACCGAGAGCCUCGGACGCACCAGUCGUGAGCGGAGGAUCGAUAUUUUCGUGGGGCACUAAGUUCAAGUACACAGGACGCACCGAAAGGGAGGUACUCGAGGAAUCGGCGCCGCUGAGAACGUCGGACGAGCCAGCGAUACAACGCUGUCAGACGACCGGACUUAGAAGAAAGGCCAGCAGUGUUCCGGCAACUCCGAGUACACCGAGUCAAGAUCUCGUCGAAAUUCGAUAUUCGAGUUUACCGAGGAGUUGUCACAGCUCGGGUCUCGACGGUGCUGGAAUGUCUGACGGCAGCGGUUCCGUACCACUGAGUUCGCCCUAUUGUCCCGACAACACUUUACCCCUACUCGAGACUGUCGCCGAGGAUCAAGAGAUUCAUGCCAAAAGAAAGAAUGCGGUAGAAGAUAUUGAUGAUGAGCAUGCGAUUGGGAGGAGGAGGAGGCGGAGGAGAGAGGAUAAAGAUGUGAUGAUGUCGAUUGAGGCGGGCAAGUGCGAUGAUAACGCGAGGGUUAUAAGCGAUAUGAGAUUAAGAAGGUCGAAAGGAAGCGGAGGAGGGAUAACGUGCAAUAAAAAGAUAGUGAUAGAGCAAUCGGAAUUGAGGGGCACGAGGGAGAGCAUCGACUGUUUGGUGCGUCGUAGGAUAAACGAAUUGGAGAAAAGUCCGAGGAUCGUGAGAUCAACGGCCCUGAUAAUAAAGACGUCGAGGGCGCCGAUGAAGAAAACCAAUGAGAACAAACGAGCGCAACAACAGGUGGUGGGAGAAACGAAUUUGAGAGGAGCUCAAAGUGGCAAAAGCUUAACGAGGGACGAGCGGGUCCCGCUCGUUUUGGAAAGCCCAACUCCGACCGGCUCAACGACGACCACCACGAGAACGCUAACGACCACGAUGAGCAACGGCAAUAGCAGAAAAAUCAUAGACCACGAAGACCAGGUAAGGUCGUAUGACACUACCGAUUAUCGUCGCGCUACGAGCAACGGCCUCCUCCUUAAUGACGACAAAACAAUGCGAAUAACGAGAGACUCUUAUUCCAAUGUGAACGGUCACGCGUGUCACGACGCACCUCCGAACGACUUCGAACCUAACGAUUCGCGAAAAAUAACGUUUGACCUUAGGAACGGUACGAUCGAACGUACCAAGGGUCGUCAACCGGAUAACGACGAUACCUCGACGCCAGUUGGCCGUGGUGACGGAGACUCGACGAACGAUUAUUUCUUCAGGGAUUCGUUCGAUCACUCGUCCUCGGAGAGUCAGUUGAUCGACGGUGCGGGUAAGCCACACAAUCGUACGUCAACGUCAGUGCCAAAGAUGCAAAAGUUACAAAAUGCAAAGUUGUGUCUGCAAGCGACAUCGACAACGACAACGGCAACAGCGACAACAACGAUCGCUACGUCGCGUCGUGACCAUCGUACGAAACAGCAGCAAAACAUACAAAUCGUUAGGCUAUUCAUACCCGCAUUUUUGCUCACCGUUCUCGUAUUGUUUGUCCUUAUCGUCGUUGUUUUCGAGACGGACGCGACCAUGUUCAAUAGCCUUCGUAAAACACCGGAAAUGAUUGCCUUGAGAAAUCAGUACUACGCUCCGAUCAAGGAAUUUCUCAGGACCAAGCUCGGCCUAUUUUAAUUUCAUUUUUCCAAACUGUUUCAUUAUUUUUCCCUUAUUAUUGCAAUCAUCGCAUAUUCUUUCCAGCCAAACGAAUUUAGCCUCCCUGAGAACUUUUCUUUCAACAAAAAAUUAGCCGAACGACUAAAACCUUUUUUUUUUCUUCUUCAAUUUAAAAAACAAAACUAAUCGGGCGCGAUACGAGAAAGUUUCCAUAAUUCUAGACCGCGAAUGAACGUUUUUUUUUAUUUUUUUAUUUUUUUUUCAAGCUUCACAAUUACAGUGCCAAGCCCUCGGGAAAUAAUAAUGAUGAAUAAUAGAAGUUAUAAUAAUAAUAAUAACAAUAAUGAUAAUUGUACUGGUAAUAUUAAUAUGAAUAGUAAUGUGAAUGCGAACUGUUGAAAACGCGAUGAUGUCUCAGCGAUCCGAUUCUAUCGUGUCCGUCGCUUAGGAGUGUCGCUAUAAUUGAGAAACACAAAAUUACAGAAUAAAUAUUUGUCGAGACGAAAUCGAAAGAAUAGAUGGAAAAAAAAAAAACUUUGUGCAUCAGCAAAAUAUAAGGGACCUUUGAAAUAGAUUUUUUUUAACAAUUCAAUAACGGCCUAUUGGAUUUUGGCGAAGCAAACAAAAUUGGAUGUGUGAAAAUGGAAUUUUCGGAUUGGAAUUAUCCCAGGAGGCAUAACUAAUGAUUUGGGACUUUGUCGAGAAAAAUGAUUUCGGAAUUCUGAUUGUGACGAAGGCGACAAAAAAUAACGACGUUUCUUUGUUAAUUGAAUAAUUAAUAUGCCUGGAUCGCCAAAAAUCGCCAAAAAAAGGAGAGAAAAAAAAAGGUAACGAGCCACGCAUUUUCGAACGAAAUCCAAGUUAAUCGGAGCAGAAACUCGAACGAGAUAUUGAGUAAACCAUAAGAUCAAAGAAUAACAUAAAAGGACGCGGUUUAACGUUAAAAUAAGGGUUGUUAGGUAAUGUUUAAGAAGGAAGAAAUCAACGAAAAGCAAUUUUUUCAUUUAGGUCGAAGGUAUGUAAAUGUAGAGAUUAGACUUUUGUGGCUGGUGAGGACUUGGAUUAAAUCAUUGUUCGACUUUUCGUUGCAAAAAUGUUGAAAAUGUGAAAAAUAAUUGAUUGAAAUGGGAAUGGAGGCUUCGUUGCUUCUGAAUUUUCAAUAAUCAUACAACUUUCUCACAAAUCCUUUGAUAAGAAUCGUCUAUAAAGCAUAUUGCUAUCUAGUCAUCUUAUUGAUAUUCUUUUAAUUGUAAAAUUCUUUUUUUAAUCUCAUAAAACAAAAUGAAUAAUUAGUAUUUUCCAAAUUUUAUUUUCCAUCGAUGUGUGAUACGUUCUGUUUGAUGGAUAAUGGCAUUAUUCGAUCGUGGUAGUAACUCAUUGAAACGUGAUGACGAAGCGAUUUAUUCUCGUCUCCUUAAAAAUAAUUCUCUUGAUCCUGUACUCAUUUCUUUCCCUAAAAGUGCCUACGCUCACGUUCAGAAUCUCUCAAACAUUGCAGUCUUUUUCUAAUGCUUUUUCAUAACGAUUGCUAAAAAAAAAAAUCAUUUUACAUGACUUCUUGAAAAAAAUCACUAAUAAAAAAUUAGCAAAAUAGAAAACGAUAAAUAACGUCUGACUCGAAGUCUACGAGUCUUUUUCUAUGGAACUAAUCAUCGCGUCACCUUUCGUUUCUCCAGUUAAAACGAGCCAGCAUUGUAUAGAGAAGAAAAUAAUAAAUAAAUAAACAGAUGUCAAUUGCAAUAUAAUGUAAACUUAGCUUUUUAAGAAAGAUCGACGUAACAUAGCAAAUACGGCUACAGCGUGAACCAGAAUGUGGUUGAAAGAUAAAAAUUUAGCGGUAUAGGAGCAGACGAAAAGUGAGGAAUAUUUCAAAAUUCAUCUUACUCUUCGUAUCGAAAAUUUUUUCACGGUUCAUUUCGGCACCAGUAACACAUUCCAGAGCUUGAUUAUUUCAAAUACAGAAAAUAAAUGAUACUUCUGCUAAUAAAUCACUCACAGAAUGUUUAAUUCCAUUCAUUUCAAAAGAUUGCAAAAAAUAAACUGAUAGAAGAAGAGAAAAGUCAUCUUAUUGUAAAAUUUUCGAAAUUCAUUAUGAAAGUAUAAUUAUUAUUGUUGCUGCAUCACUGAGAGCGAGAAGGAAAGCCCUGCAUCGAUGAUAUAGAAUGACAUGGAUAACGGUUCAGCAAAAAGACCGAAUUUCAUUAUUAUUAUUGUUAAUAUUAUUACUGACAUUGGUAUCAUUGUAAUCAUUAUUAUUCGCUUGAGAGCAUAGAUCGUAAUUUUUAAAGGAAAAAAAUGGUGAUAGACCGCGAAAAAUGAGAGUUCGUUACAAUAUUGAAAAUGCCACAGACAAUUGUUAAAAAAAUCCACGCCAAGAACAAUCAUUAUUAUCUUCGCGUUUCGUCUCGUACUUUGAGUACAAUUGCUAUGAAUAUUAGUGUUGGAGAGAUGAUGGAAUUUUCGAGGAUUUACUAAUUUUUGUGGUUUUUGAAAAACUCAUUAGAAUUUCGUCUCUGUCUCAAAUUUAUAAGCGCUUCAGGACAUUUAAGUUUGCUUAUAUUUUUUUUUUUGCAUUGCGAAACAAAUGUAAAAAAAUAACGAUUUUAUUUGGAGUUAAUGAUUGUUACGGUUAUUUGUUAUGAAUUAUGAUUAUAAAGAUAGAUCGAACAGAUUGAAAAACCAUUCGAUGAAUGUAAAUUAUUUUGUUUGUUUAUGAAGAUAAUUAUAUACUUUUAACGACGAGAAACGAUGAAUAAAAAAAAAAAGGGAAAUUAAUCCUCGCGUGCUGUGCUUUUUGUAUAACGAUUUGCAUAGAAAAAGAAAAGAAACGAGGAAAAAAGGAAAAAAAUAGCGAGAGAGAAAAAAUUAAAUCUUUAGUCAACUAUGACCACCGAAAAUAGUCCGGGGGUGGCGAGUGCAAUUUUUGUACAUCACUUGUGUGUGCGAUAAAAGCGAUAAACAAACCUUUUCAAUCGAUCAGAAAGACGAGAAAAUAUUGCGAUCGAGAUUAUUGAAUUUUUUCUCUUGCUAUUCAGAGAAGAUUCAAAGUAAAAAAGAAAACACAAAAAUGUUAAGAAUAGAGAAAAACCUAACGGUGUUCCGCGACGAAUUGUAAUCAAAAGUGUAACAAAUCUUUGUAUCGCUCCCAGAUUUUUGUAAGCUUGACCUUGUAGCACAACGACCUAGUCGUUGUUCAUCAUCGUGUGAACAAAAGCAAAGUGGAAAUCGGAUCUUCGGAUGAUUUUCAAGUUUGAGGAUGAUUUUUAAGUCUCCUUAUUUGAAUUUGAACAUUUUUAAAUUCACCUCAAACUCGAAUUCACUUGGUGUAACCUCGUACCAACAAAAUUUAAGGAUUUCAACGGUUCGUCACUCGUGAACUUUGUAAACUCAUCAUUAUAAUUAUUGAAUGGGAAAUUUGAUUCAAGAGAGCCUUUCGAAAAAACUCAUUUUACAUUUUUUUCAAACGAAAACUCAAUUUCCGUUGUUCCAAUACCGAAAUAUUAUUUUCUGUACCGAAAGGUUUUUCAAUUUUUCGUGUCCAAAAAAUCAUGAGACAAAAUACAAAAUUGGCUCUCUUGGAAAAAAAAAAAAAAAAAACAUAUCGAGAAUUUUCUCAAUUAUUUUCUCAAAGUGUUAAAUUGUUCUUUAAUUUUGUGCUAAAAAUCCUUAAUCGACGAGUUUUGUUUUAAGAAAGAGAGUCGGUUGGUAUUAAAAGAGGAGAGAACCGGAUGAAAGUUCAUAAAUUCGGAAAACAAACGAAGUUAAAUUGUAUAUUAGUAGUUUUUAAGAAAGAAAGAAGAAAAAAUAAAUAAAUGGGAGAAGCGCGUUAAACACUUGACGAAGAAGAAAAAGAAAAAGUGAAAAAAAAAAACAACCAGAGUUACCUACGUAUCCUGAAAUAUACGUAAAAGAAACAAAUAUUGUUGCCCUGCAUGUUAUUAUUAAAAUAUGUUCGCUUUGAUUUAGGCCGAUGCCCGCUUAAGAGAAAUAAAUAUCUACGAAUGACGAGCCUCGAUGAAAAUCCCGAGGAAAAAUUGAACGAUAAGAAAAACAAACGGAAUACGGGAUCGUCGCCAUUUUGGAAAGUGUUUGCCUUGUUAAAAAAAAAAAAAGAAAAUAAAGAUCAUCGCUGCACGAUCGAAAAAUAAAUUUGCACUUUUCCAAAAAGA